AAUCCAAAAUGCAAAAAUCGAAAACAUUACUAUCAUAAACCUCUCGCAUGUCGUAAUGUGGAUCAUGGAGAUUUAAGCACGAUUUUGAACUGUAUGGAUGUAUUGAACACAUAGAUCAGCAGUGGAUGAAAACUGCAAUCCUCCAUUGUAAAGUUUACAUUGUUUGGGAUAGGGAUAUUUACGACAACCAAAAACAAAUUUGAUCAUGCUGCUGGUUACGUCGGUUGCGAUAUGUUUUAUUCUUUUUACGUGUGUUGUAUUUAUUGUCAUGAAAAUCAUCAAUCACAGAAAGAGAGGUACAGUCUCUGUACUGGCUGUUGUUGGUUCAGGUGGACACACUAAAGAAAUGUUAAGUCUGCUGUCUGGUGUGGGUCCUCAUUAUUGCCCUAGGUAUUACGUUAUUGCCAACACAGAUACCAUGAGUCAGAAGAAAGUGGAACAGUUUGAAAAACAGAGGACUACAAGAGAAAAAAAUGAACUGGAAUAUUCAAUGGUUCUGAUUCCAAGAAGCAGAGAAGUGGCACAGUCUUGGUGGAGCACUAUUCUGUCAACAAUGUAUGCUUUGCUGCUUUCGAUUCCUGUAGUCUUCAAAAGUAAUCCUGAUCUUAUCUUGUGCAAUGGUCCGGGUACUUGUGUACCAAUAUGUCUGGCAGGGCUGUUAUUAAAGGUGGUGAGGGUGGGUAAACCGAAGAUAGUUUAUGUGGAGAGUAUAUGUCGGGUAGAUACCCUUUCCUUGUCAGCGUGGAUACUGUAUUAUUUGGUGGACCAGAUGCUAGUUCAGUGGCCAACUCUACAAGCUAAAUACCCUCGAACACAUUACAUUGGGAAACUAGUCUGAUAAACAAUGGAAAUCAGUUUUUCUGCAUAACUUGCAUGAAAAUGUAAUAUUUAUUGCCACAUUUCAAGAAACAUUUAAGUGGCGAUGACACAGCGUACAAAGUUUUUCCACAGAACUCUCGUGAAAAUGAAAAUGCCAUUGUCAAGAAACAAGGAAGUACAUAUAAUGGUGCUCAAAGUUCUGAUGGCAGAAUUCAUUCAUGAUUAUUAGCUAGUGCACAUUAAAUUGUACACAACACCAUAACCUAGGAUACGCAUGUACUGCAUGCACCAUCAAGGUAAACAGGUUUUAGAGUACACGUCUAACAGGGUGUAUAUAAUUUAUAUAUAUUAUAUUACACGAUUGUAUUUUAAAAUCAAAAUGUUAAAUAAAGAUUUAUAUCU
This is a messenger RNA of Ostrea edulis (European flat oyster), 1221 nucleotides long. Its product is annotated as UDP-N-acetylglucosamine transferase subunit ALG14 homolog. Gene Ontology annotation, biological process: dolichol-linked oligosaccharide biosynthetic process. Gene Ontology annotation, cellular component: UDP-N-acetylglucosamine transferase complex. The record is from RefSeq and is a predicted model, not a curated record. The transcript is spliced from 5 exons. Lineage: Eukaryota; Metazoa; Mollusca; Bivalvia; Ostreida; Ostreidae. The coding region runs from base 206 to 838 and encodes 210 amino acids.